AAGAUACAUAAUCGCGGAAACUUGACGCUCUCUGGUCCACUGGUCGUUGUGCUCAGAAGCUUCAACGUCGCCCUCUUGCUCUCUAUCUCUGCUACAAGUUUGCAGUGGGUGGGGACUAGGGAGGGAAUCGGAUGAGGUGAGGAUGGCGUACCACAGCCACCUGGCUCACGAGAUGUCUUUGACGCAACUCGCCGAACACCAAUUGGGCGACCCAACUGGCGGCAUCCACCUAGUCCCGCCAUCCUCCAGCAACACCGUAAAGCCGUCCGGAACUGUUGCCUCUGCAGCACAACAGCUCUCCGGGGGCCUGACAUGGCUCAACAGUUCCGUCCUACGGCCCCAGGGCCACCACUUCUCUGACGGCAGCUUCCUCCACCUUCAAACAGCUUCCGAGGACCACUUUCACACUGGCGAGGACGACGUCCCUGUGUCCAGUGAUUCGAUGAUCGCAGCUGCGAUGUCGGACCCUGCCACCGCCGGCAACUGCAGAGAGGGAGAUACGACGACUGUAGGUGGCGACGGCUUGGAGCAGCAAGCAGUAGAGGGGACGUGGCAGAACGCGAGGUAUAAGGCAGAGAUAUUGGGGCACCCGCUUUAUGAGCAGCUGCUCUCAGCUCAUGUGGCAUGCCUCCGCAUCGCGACGCCGGUGGACCAGCUGCCGCGGAUCGACGCUCAGCUCGCGCAGUCGCAGCAGGUUGUCGCUAAGUACUCUGCCCUCGGUGCUGGGCAGAUGAUCACUGGGGAAGACAAGGAGCUUGAUCAGUUCAUGACACACUAUGUAUUGUUGCUCUGUUCAUUCAAAGAACAACUGCAACAGCAUGUCCGAGUUCAUGCUAUGGAAGCAGUGAUGGCUUGCUGGGAGCUAGAACAAUCUUUGCAAAGUUUGACAGGUGUAACCCCUGGUGAAGGCACUGGUGCAACAAUGUCUGAUGAUGAUGACGACCAAGAAGACAGUGAAACAAAUUUCUUUGAUGGAAGUUUGGAUGGCCCUGAUAGUAUGGGUUUUGGGCCUCUCGUACCAACAGAGAGCGAGCGAUCCCUAAUGGAGCGCGUGAGGCAAGAACUAAAACAUGAAUUGAAACAGGGCUACAAAGAAAAAAUUGUUGAUAUUAGAGAGGAGAUUUUACGGAAGAGAAGAGCUGGAAAACUCCCAGGCGAUACCACUUCCACUUUAAAGGCUUGGUGGCAAUCCCACUCCAAGUGGCCUUACCCAACAGAGGACGACAAGGCAGGACUGGUACAGGAAACUGGAUUGCAGCUAAAGCAGAUAAACAACUGGUUCAUUAACCAAAGGAAGAGAAACUGGCACAGCAAUCCAUCUUCAUCCAGCACCUCUAAGAGCAAGCGGAAAAGGAAUGCAGGUGAUAAAAGUCUCAGUGCUACAAGCAUGUAAAUAAAAGAGAGAUGAAAGAAAGCCAUUGGGGUGCUGAUCUCGCGUGUAAUUAUUAUUUGAAUCUAAAAUUUAGCAAAUUUUAAAGAGCACAUAUAAAUUUGAAGGUAUUAUCAGAAGCCUGACAGAUAAUUGAUGCCAUUAGAGAACUGAUAUUACAUCCUAAGGAGGGAAGCAGGUCUGCUUGGCAGGUUUCAUCCAUAUAUCCUCCAGUCAUUACAUUUUCUUAGUUAAAUGUGUACAAGAGUGCUUUUAUCUUUUUUUUUUCUUGAAGGAAAUGAAUUAUAAGGUUUAGCUGUGGUGCCAUUUAUAAUUUUGAGAAUUUGUUGUUGUUGUGGUGUAAUAAUUUUAGUAAAUAGUGCAAGAAUUACAAAGAA
Molecule: messenger RNA, 1767 nt
Organism: Phalaenopsis equestris
Lineage: Eukaryota; Viridiplantae; Streptophyta; Magnoliopsida; Asparagales; Orchidaceae
Product: homeobox protein knotted-1-like 13
Exons: 6
Coding region: 143-1393 (416 amino acids)
Biological process (GO): regulation of DNA-templated transcription
Cellular component (GO): nucleus
Molecular function (GO): DNA binding
Source: RefSeq, a predicted model, not a curated record